AUGUCUGCUUCCUCUCUUGAAGAUUUAGAACUAAACUGUGAUUUUAACGGAGAUGAGUAUGUGUGUGAAGACGAGGCCAAGCUCGUCAUAUUUCCAGACCACUUCGAGAUCCCCUUACCAAAUAUUGAGGAGUUGCCUGCACUGGUCAGUGAGUGUGGGCCCGUGCCCUCUGUGUGCCAUAUAUUCUGAAGGGAAACGGUGGUUCACGUACCAUCCUUUGCCUUGCUUAUCAUGUUUUCCGAUGCCAUAGGUAUCAUGUGCUUUUCUUUUUGUUGCAUAUGCUGUGUUAUUGUUUUGUUCACCACAGGGUCUUAUGGUUGUAAAAGCCAUUCUGUGCAUGUAUGGAUAAAUCGGUAACACUUUACUUGACAUCCAGUAUCGUAAUACGGUCAUAACCUGUCAUAAUUUGGUCAUAUAUCUGUCAUGACCCAUAUAUUUACACCUGUUGUGACAUGUAUUGCAUUAUUUUAUGGCUGGUUAUGACGCCUACAUAAGAGUGUCAACUCACAUUUAUUCAAAUUUAGUUUUUUCCCUGCCAAGAAGUUUCCUUUCGUUUGAAAGUUUGUUUCUUAAAUCCUUUGUUGUAAUGAGUUUUUAGUCAUGUUUUUUUCAUUUUAAAUAACUUGUAGAAAAUACACUAUGACCCUGUCAUGAAGCAUUAUGACCAUCCUGUGUCAUUUUACUUGGACUAAGAAAAUAGACUUUCUGACACUGUCGAAGCAUUAUGACCAUCAUAAUCAUAUAAGCAAGAUAGGCCUAUUAUGUACAUCCCCUUAUGUCAGUCAUCAGUCAAAAAGAGGGUGUCUUGUCCUGCUCCUGAAAUCUGAUCCGGCAUUCAUCCCAGUCAUCAGCAACAGAGCAUUGGGGUAGGCGCAUGUGUUGACAUGUAGGCUAUGGUGUAAUGAAUGUUUUGCGUUGUGUGGUAGGUUUUGUGGGUUUUUACACUCAUGUAGGUGUCAUAACCUGCCAUACAAUAUGUCACAACAGGUCUAAAUAUGUCAUGACUGUGUUAUGACCAUAUUAUAACUGGUUAUGACAAGUUAUAUCAGCUGUUAUGACAUAUUAUGACAUGGUAUGAUGCUGGGUGUCAAGUAAAGUGUUACCGAUAAAUCAAAUCAAAGUUUAUUGGUUGCGUACACAGAUUUGCAGAUGUUAUCGCAGGUGCAGUGAAAUGCUUGUGUUUCUAGCUCCAACUAAAUAAACAGUACACACAUAUUCCAAAUUUAAUAAAUUAAGACAUAUCAGAACGAGCAAUGUCAGAGCACGGAAUAUAUGCAGUAUCUCACAAAAGUGAGUACACCCCUCACAUUUUUGUUAAUAUUUGAGUAUAUCUUUUCAUGUGACAACACUGAAGAAACUUUGCUACAAUGAAAAGUAGUGAGUGUACAGCUUGUAUAACAGUGUACAUUUGGUGUCCCCUCAAAAUAACUCAACACACAGCCAUUCAUGUCUAAACCGCUGGCAACAAAAGUGAGUACACCCCUAAGUGAAAAUGUCCAAAUUGGGCCCAAUUAGCCAUUUUCCCUCCCCUUUUUCAAUGGACUCAUUAGUGUUACAAGGUCUCAGGUGUGAAUGGGGAGCAGGUGUGUUAAAUUUGGUGUCAUCGCUCUCACACUCCCUCAUACUGGUCACUGGAAGUUCAACAUGGCACCUCAUGGCAAAUAAUUCUCUGAGGAUCUGAAAAAAAAGAAUUGUUGCUCUACAUAAAGAAGAUUGCCAAGACCCUGAAACUGAGCUGCAGCACAAUGGCCAAGACCAUAUAGCGGUUUAACAGGACAGGUUCCACUCAAAACAGGCCUCGCCAUGGUUGACCAAAGAAGUUGAGUGCACGUGCUCAGCGUCAAAUCCAGAGGUUGUCUUUGGGAAAUAGACGUAUGAGUGCUGCCAGCAUUGCUUCAGAGAUUGAAGGGGUGGGAGGUCAGCCUGACAGUGCUCAGACCAUACGCCGCAUACUGCAUCAAAUUGGUCUGCAUGGCUGUCGUCCCAGAAGGAAGCCUCUUCUAAAGAUGAUGCACAAGAAAGCCCGCAAACAGUUUGCUGAAGACAAGCAGACUAAGGAAAUGGAUUACUGGAACCAUGUCCUGUGGUCUGAUGAGACCAAGAAACUUAUUUGGUUCAGAUGGUGUCAAGCGUGUGUGGCGGCAACCAGGUGAGGAGUACAAAGACAAGUGUGUCUUGCCUACAGUCAAGCAUGGUGGUGGGAGUUUCAUGGUCUGGGGCUGCAUGAGUGCUGCCGGCACUGGGGAGCUACAGUUCAUUGAGGGAACCAUGAAUGCCAACGUACUGUGACAUACUGAAGCAGAGCAUGAUCCCCUCCCUUCGGAGACUGGGCCGCAUAACGACCCCAAACACACCUCCAAGACAACCACUGCCUUGCUAAAGAAGCUGAUGGUAAAGGUGAUGGACUGGCCAAGCAUGUCUCCAGACCUAAACCCUAUUGAGCAUCUGUGGGGCAUCCUCAAACGGAAGGUGGAGGAGUGCAAGGUCUCUAACAUCCACCAGCUCCGUGAUGUCGUCAUGGAGGAGUUGAAGAGGACUCUAGUGGCAACCUGUGAAGCUCUGGUGAACUCCAUGCCCAAGAGGGUUAAGGCAGUGCUGGAAAAUGAUGGUGGCCACACAAAAUAUGUACACUUUUUACACUGUUAUACAAGCUGUACUCUCACUACUUUACAUUGUAGCAAAGUGUCAUUUCUUCAGUGUUGUCACAUGAAAAUAUAUACUCAAAUAUUUACAAAAAUGUGAGGGGUGUACUCACUUUUGUGAGCUAUUGUAUAUACAUAUAAUGUAUAUACAUUUACACUGAGUAUACCAAACAUUAGGAAUACCUUCCUAAUAUUGAGUUGCAAGUGACAUCAAUAAGGGAUCAUACCUUUCACCUGGUCAGUCUGCCAUGUUUUAUACACUCAGUGUAUAUACAGUAGUAGUGUGUAAAGAUAGUAUGGACAGUAUAUGAAUAGAAAAGGUGUGUACAGCAGUAGUUAUUAGUGGUACAAUUGCAGUAGUGAUUCCAGUGGUGCGAAGCAGGGUUGGGGUCAAUUCCAUUUAAAUUCCAGUCAAUUCAGGAGGUACACUGAAAUUUCAAUUUUCUUCAAUGCUUUUCAAUUAAAGAACAGUUGGAAUUGGAAUUUGGUUUACUUGACGACAAACCUGGUAUGAAGUAACACUGGUUGUGUUAAGCAUAUGCCUAUAUACAUUUAGUAUAAUUUUUUUUACAUUUUAGUCAUUUAGCAGACGCUCUUAUCCAGAGCGACUUACAGUUAGUGAGUGCAUACAUUUUUCAUACUGGCCCCCCGUGGGAAUGGAACCCACAACCCUGGCGUUGCAAGUGCCAUGCUCUACCAACUGAGCUACAGGAGGGACUAGUGGGCAGGAGUGUUGGGAAGGACUGUUGCUUCCCCUUUUAUAUCUACAUUAUAAUCUUUUAAAUAUCUGCAUCAAAAUGAAGGAAAUUUUACUUAAAAAUACGGAUUUUGAUAACAUAUAACAUAUGCCAUUUAGCAGACGGUUUUAUCCAAAGCGACUUACAGUCAUGCGUGCAUACAUUUAACGUAUGGGUGGUCCCGGGAAUUGAACCCAAUACCCUGGCGUUACAAGCGCCAUGCUCUACCAACUGAGCUACAAAGGACCACAUGUUAUUACUUUAUCCGUUUAAGUUAUUACAUUAUUAAUAAAAUACGUUUUUACACACCUGAUAAUGUAAUAAGUUAUUACCAUAUCUGGGGGAAAUUAUUACGUUAUCAUUCAACCGUUUUAAUAAGUUAUCAGGAGAUUUAAUAGAUUAUCUGUUUUUUGUUAGGUUAAUAAAAAAACACAUAUUACAUGAUUAAAAGUGACCUUAUUUGGUGUUAUUACGUUAUCCCCUGUUACAGGCUUACUCUCCUACCAGUGCUAGUGAAAGACAAAUCAGCGAGACAUUAUAAUGAUACUCUAUUAUAUGAUUUAACACAGUUUCAGGAACAUAUACUGUCUCAUCCUCACUGAUCUAAUUGGGAUCAGGUUAUAUAUCCUCCUGUAUGCACAACAGUCCUAGACCUGUUACUAGUCCUAGUGUUAUUAUGUCAGUGAUCUCCCCAGUCAGUAGAUCUAAUGGCUCGUGUGUGUCCCAUGACGCCCAGGUGACAAUAGCCUGCGAUGCCGUGCUCAACGCCGCGUCGGCCUACAAAAAACAGGAGCCCGACUCCUGGGAGGAGGAGAUCCAGGUUUCCAAACAUGCCAGGAGUCUCCGACAGCAGGACAACGGCGUGAGGAUCCCACCCAGGUAAAUAACUGCCUACUGAUUGGACUGACAACUGUUAUGCAAUGAUGUAGAAACACCAAUGUGGUGGACGGUGGCUUCAGACCAACGUCCCCGUCAGCCAUCUGUAGAAUAUGGAUGUCUGGUAUAAUUUUGUGCGCUUGUGUUUCUGCUAGUUUGUGGGUCCUCUGGUGUUUCUUGUGUGGUUUAGGGGGUCCUUCUGAGUUACUUAAUGCAGGGGUUCUCUAACUUUUUGGGUCCGGCGACCACUUUUGUGAUAGCAAAUUCAUCAGGGACCCCUUCAUGAUCAGAACAACUCGAGUGAGAUAUAUAAAAUAGCAUACAAGGAGUUUUACUAUGACUUUGGCAGUGCAUGGCCGGAUUAACCAAGUCUCUGGACCUGGGAAGGAAAAUGUUUAAAGGCCUGCCUCUUGGCAUCGGAGAGAAAACGUUGCCGUUUUCAAGCUAAUUUCAUGCAAUUGUUUUUUAUUAUUAUUUUUACUUUUACCCCCCUUUUUCUCCCCAUUUUCGUGAUAUCCAAAUGGUAGUUAGUCUUGUACGGACUCGGGAGAGGCAAAGGUCGAGAGGGCAGAGAGAUGUUUGGUUGUUGCAGCUUUAAAGCUAAUAUCCUGCAAUACUACACAUUUUGCCGUGAGGCAUUGAGAAAACGUUGCUGUUUUAAAGGCCCAGUGCAGUCAAAAAUGUGAUUUUUCUGUGUUUUAUAUACACAGAGUAUACAAAACAUUUAAGAACACCUGCUCUUUCCAUGACAGGCUAACCAGGUGAAUCCAAGUGAAAGCUAUGAUCCCUUAUUUUUGUUACUUGUUAAAUCCACUUCAAUCAGUGUAGAUGAAGGGGAGUAGACACGUUAAAGAAGGAUUUUUAAGCCUUGAGAUAAUUGAGACAUGGAUUGUCUGUGUGCCAUUGAGGGUGAAUGGGUAAGACAAAAAAUUGAAGUGCCUUUGAAUGAGGUACAGUAGUAGGUGCCAGGCACACAGGUUUGAGUGUGUCAAGAACUGCAACGCUGCUGGAUUUUUCACGCUUAAGUUUCCAGUGUGUAUCAAGAAUGGUCCACCACCCAAAGGACAUCCAGCCAACUUUACACAACUGUGGGAAGCAUUGGAGUCAACAUGGGCCAGCAGCAUCCCUGUGAAACACUUUCGACAUCUUGUAGAAUCCAUGCCCUGACUAAUUGAGGCUGUUCUGAGGGCAAAAGGAACGGGUGCAACUCAAUAUUGGGAAGAUGUUCCUUAAUGUUUGGUAUACUCAGUAUAUAUUUCCACUCUGAGGCCGGAAUAAUAUUGUGAAAAUGAUAAUGCCCUUUCAGUGUAAGAGCUGUUUGAAAAGACUGCCUGAAAUUUCAGCCUGUUUUGGUGACAUCACUAGGCGGUAAAUUAGUUAAUAGACCAGUAAGGAGUUCCAAACCUCUCUGCCAAUAACAGCUUGUUUUCAGUUUUCCCGUCCCAACUCAGACCACUCCCAGACAGUCCUACCAAAAUGAUUGCUUGAGGAAUUGCUCUUUUUAAGAAGAUAUUUUUGUUUAUCUUUUACAUUUUUAUUGAAAAUAAGGUACUGAAUUGUUACCCAGAAAUUAUUUGAUAUUUAUACUGAACACAAAUAUAAAUGGAACAUGCAACAAUUUCAACGGUUUUACUGAGUUACAGUUCAUAUAAGGAAAUCAGUAAAUUGAAAUAAAUGAAUUAGGCCUAAUCUAUGGAUUUCACAUGACUGGGCAGGGGUGCAGCCAUGGGUGGGCCUGGGAGGGCAUAGGCACAUUUUUAGAGUGGCCUUUUAUUGUCCCCAGCACAGGUGCACCUGUGUAAUGAUCAUGCUGUUUAAUAAGCUUCUUGAUAUGCCACACCUGUCAGGUGGAAGGAUUAUCUUGGCAAAGGAUAAAUGCUCACUAACAGGGAUGUAAACACAUUUGAGAUGAAUAAGCUUUUUGUGCAUAUGGGAAAUUUCUGGGAUCUUUUAUUUCAGCUCAUGAAACAUGGGACCAACACUUUACAUGUUGCAUUUAUAUUUUUGUUUAGUAUAGAUAAAAAAACGGCUGCGUUGGACCUUUUUAAAGCUUGAAUUAAAGUGCAUUUAUGUAAAAAAAAGGUACAAUAAUUGGGGUGGGGAAUACAAGAGGUAUUGUGUUGAAAAAUAAUUUAUGGAAUACUGUCGAUACCAAUAUCCCUGUGAGCCUUCCAGGCCCAUGUUGUCCAGGGUUAAGAACAUAAAUUGUAAAUUAGUAUUACAUUGUAUUGCACCCUCAACUUAUUCCACGGAUCCCAAAAUGUGUUUAUUCUGUUAGUAAUAUGCAUGAAAACAAUUAAAUGUAGAAUAAAAAAAAAUAUAUAUAUUUUAGAGAUCUGGCUGUGGAACCCCUGCAGUACCUCUGCGGACCCCACUUUGGGAACACUUUACUUAAUGUCCCUCCACUUUACUUGUGGGAUUCUGCCCCCAUAUCAAGGAAUCUCUCCUGGUUUAAUAUUCCAAAGGACACAUAGGCCUACAUACCCAGAAAGACUAUGCUCUCUUUCUGAUUUAUUAAACUGGCUUGGUCGCCAUAGGUAGACGUCUCAGCAACUGGUCAAGCAAUUUCCUGUGCUGAGGAUGGUAAUUAUGAACGGUAGGGAAAUUAGAUGGGUGCAAAUGCGGCUGGGCCACUCUGUAGAUGAGACUGAAGGUUACCACACUAAAUAUAACCCCAAGCAGACAACAAUUGCAGACAGACACCCAUGUGCAGCUGCAUCAACUUUGUCACUCUUUGAGGUGCACAAAACAUGAUGGGACACACCAGAGCACUUGGAUUAACUUGGCUGACCCAUUUCUCAGCAACUUUCAAAUCAACAGGUGUUUUCUUAGGUGUCUGAAGCCAAGUUACUCUGUAAUGUUAGUGCUUUUUGCCUGACAUGGAAGUUACUCCUAUUAUUUAGCAUUAAGAAGCACUAGCGUUAAGAAGUGCUUUAUAAUGAGAAAUGUUAAACACACGAGUGUCCUACCCUUUUUAUUGAACAUAAUUCAGGUCAAUAAAUUAACUCCAAUGAGAGAGAAUGCUUUUCGACCAUUCUUGCCAUUUUGUCCUGCAAGGAAUAACAACACUGAAAAAAAUAUAUAAGAGCUAAGCUAUUUAGCAACAUGUGAUAUGACUGAAUGUUUCCCCGUUCCCCUCUCUUUUCAGUGGCUGGAAAUGUCAAAAGUGUGAGAUGAAAGAGAACCUGUGGCUGAACCUGUCGGACGGAGCGGUGCUUUGUGGGAAGUGGUUCUUUGAUGGUGCCGGAGGAAACGGCCAUGCCUUGGACCACUUCAAAGACACCAACUUCCCCCUGGCAGUCAAGCUGGACAACAUCACCCCAGACAUAGCAGGUCAGUGACACAUAUUGGGGAAAACAAACUUGGCCUGAUUUCAGUGUUUUAAUUCUUCCAUUAGUAUAAAGCAGACAGCCCCUAUUAAACUGUCCCUUGAGUUGUGUGUUGUGUAUAAACUGACCAUAAAUCUCCUUCAAUUUGUUGUUUUGUAAGUAAUCAGUGUAAAUGUAUGAGUAGCAAUUAACUUGUAACUAGGUUUAACUGUUUUGAUUUUCUCUCUCAGAUAUUUAUUCGUUCGAUGAAGAAGAAGCAGUCCUGGACCCACAAAUAUCCGAACACUUGCAACACUUUGGAAUAGACAUGAUACAGAUGCAGUGGGUAUGUCUCACCAUCGUUGUAGGAAUACAAUUUGUGAUUUUCAACAAAUACUGCCUGUCAAUGUCACCAAAAGUAACCUAUUUCAAACAGCCAUUUCCAUUUCACAGAGAAUGUGGGCCUAGAAUAAUAUCAACCAUCUCUGGGUAUGGCUGGACCCCCAUUUUGAAUGUCCACUCCCUCCUUUUAUUCCAUUGAUUUGAAUAGGAUGGAACAGAAAAUGGCCACCACAACACAAACAACAUGCGGCCACGAGUCAGUGAGUGGGAGGUGAUCCAGGAGUCUGGCAUGAAGCUGAAGGCAGUGUAUGGCUCGGGUUUCACGGGCAUCAAGAACCUGGGCAACAGCUGCUACCUGGGCACCACCAUGCAGGUCCUCUUCAGCAUCCCUGAGUUCCAGAGGGCGUAAGUAUCACUAGCAUCUGGGAGGGUGUGGGAGAGGGAUAGAGGGAGAGUGAGAGAGAGGCAUCCAGAAUGGACCAGAAUUAACAUACUAAAUCAGGACGUUGGUGGGGGGAGGGGUCAUGUUUCGCCCUCAUACAACAACACCGAUAAAGAUGACUAUGAAAGAAAAGUGACUUGACCUAAAGGUCUUAUUACACGUUUUGUACACAUCUAUUGGAUAAUAGUUGCACAACAAUACCUACAGUACUGUAAGUGGCAGGCUUAUACGAGUGGAUGAACGUAGUGUUCAAUCUCAUAUUUUCCCUCUAAAAAAUCUCUCCUGGACUCAUACGAUUUAUUUUACAGUAGCAUGUGUAUGAUGUCUGUUUUUAAUCUCUAGGUAUGUUGGAAAUCUACAGAGGAUAUAUGACUACUCACCUCUUGACCCCAGCACGGACUUCAGCACACAAAUGUAAGUAAAUGCACAGUUAAAUAACAUUGUUGUCAUGUUUAUGACCUUCACCAUGUUGAUUUUGAUUUAGCUUGUCACAUAAAUCAGCAAGUUGUUUACCACUGGUGUUUCCCAAUCUAUUUUGUUCUUAGUAGUUUGAGUAGCUGUUAAAAUGCAAGCAUGUGUAAUGAGUCAUAUGUGUUUGGUCAAUCAUUUAAUUGCUUUCCUUUUUUAUUUGUAUGUUGAUGGUGGAGAUGGUGUUAGCAAACAGCUUUUGUUCUUAGUCAAGUUUGAGCAGCUAUUACAAUGCGAGCUUGUGUAAUAGGACAGGCCAUAUUGGUUUGUCACUAAUCCAUUGGUUUCCUUUUGUUUUUGUUUAUCCACCAGGGCUAAACUGGGCCACGGACUCCUCUCAGGCAUGUACUCCAAACCACCAAUGAAAUCCGAGCUCAUUGAACAGGUGACGAAAGAAGAAUACAAGGUAUUAGACUGGGUACGUUCAGCUCGAUAUCUGGGUAUA
Molecule: messenger RNA, 9260 nt
Organism: Coregonus sp. 'balchen'
Lineage: Eukaryota; Metazoa; Chordata; Actinopteri; Salmoniformes; Salmonidae
Source: the annotation of a GenBank genome assembly